Molecule: messenger RNA, 612 nt
Organism: Phyllostomus discolor (pale spear-nosed bat)
Lineage: Eukaryota; Metazoa; Chordata; Mammalia; Chiroptera; Phyllostomidae
Gene: PRSS47
Product: serine protease 47
Biological process (GO): proteolysis
Molecular function (GO): serine-type endopeptidase activity
Source: RefSeq, a predicted model, not a curated record
AUGGGUUAUGACCUAGCACUGGGAUCCCAGAGGCUACCUUCUCAGCUCUCUUCCGGCUUCUGUCCCCAGUCUCUCCUCAGGUGUCUUCAGCCCACUCUGCUGCCACUAUUACCAGAGCCCCAGCCAGGGGUUGUCUCCACAGUGUGUGGGAAGCCCAAGGUGAUGGGGAAGAUCUAUGGUGGCCAGGAUGUGGUGGCUGGCCAGUGGCCAUGGCAGGCCAGCCUGCUCUACCGAAACCUGCACAUCUGCGGAGCUGUCCUCAUCGACUCCUUCUGGCUGGUUUCCACUGCCCACUGCUUUCUCAACAAAUCCCAUUUCCCGGAGGACUACCAGAUUCUGUUGGGAACCACCCAGCUGUACCAGCACACCCAGCACACCCAAAAGAUGGCCGUGAACCGGAUUAUUAUGCACCCAGACUUUGAGAAGUUCCACCCCUUUGGAAGCGACAUAGCCAUGUUGCAGCUGCACCUGCCUGUGAACUUCACCUCCUACAUUAGUCCAGCCUGUCUCCCAAACCCUGGAGUGCAGCUGCCCAGUCACUUGUCCUGCUGGAUAACUGGUUGGGGGAUGCUCAGCGAGGACAGUGGGGGUGUGGGAGAGGUGGGUGGGUGA